Molecule: messenger RNA, 3264 nt
Organism: Vespula vulgaris
Lineage: Eukaryota; Metazoa; Arthropoda; Insecta; Hymenoptera; Vespidae
Gene: Synd
Product: protein kinase C and casein kinase substrate in neurons protein 1
Exons: 10
Coding region: 357-1829 (490 amino acids)
Biological process (GO): regulation of endocytosis; cytoskeleton organization; plasma membrane tubulation
Cellular component (GO): plasma membrane; endosome; cytoplasm
Molecular function (GO): protein binding; phospholipid binding
Source: RefSeq, a predicted model, not a curated record
CUCAUUUCGUGAAGGAGCGACAUGAGCGCUUGUACCGUUUCUUGAGAGAAGGCGCGACGCGAUUACGACGGAUUCCAUUGCUGUAAAAUACGCGCGACGGAGAAGUGUCAGCCGGUCUUGAGACCGUUCGUGAGUUCAGUGAGUGUUCCAGUGCGUGAUUGGUUUCGUUCUGGACACGUGUUUACAAUUUAGAUUAAGUUUUGGAAGACGCUUCGAAAGAAUAUCGGUGUAGGAAGAAAAGAAAGAUCGUCUGCCUCGAGGAAUUACUUUCGAGUAAGUAAGAACGAGACGAAAGGAAAUACGAGAAAAUCUAAUACGUUUUAACGGUUGAGAGGAAUUUCUCGACUUAGAUUAGGAUGUCACAUCACAGCGACGAUAACAUGCUUAUAGCAACGUCCGAUUCUUUCUGGGAGCCGGGCAAUUACAAGAGAACGACUAAAAGGAUCGAGGACGGUCACAAGCUCUGCGAUAGUUUAAUAGCUUUGGUUCAGGAAAGAGCGGAAAUCGAAAAAAGUUAUGCGAAGGCGUUGAAGAAUUGGUCAAAGAAUUGGAACGACAAGAUAGAAAAAGGUCCGGAAUAUGGAACCACGGAAGCUGCGUGGAAAGGUGUUCUGGUCGAGUCCGACAGGUUGUGUGACCUUCAUCUUAGGGUUAAGGAGAACCUUUGCAACGAUAUCAUCCAACAAGUGAAGACAUGGCAAAAGGAUACCUAUCACAAGUCUAUGAUGACCCUCAAAGAGCGGAAGGAAAUGGAAGACGCUUUUAAAAAAGCGCAAAAGCCCUGGGCGAAACUAUUACAGAAAGUCGAGAAAGCCAAAGCGGAAUAUCACAACAGCUGCAAAACUGAGCGAACUGCGGCUAACAUGGAGAGGAACGCUUCCGCUGAUAGUUCUCUUUCACCCGACCAGAUGGCCCGAGGCUCUGAAAACGUCAAGAAAAUGCAGGACAGGGUGCAGAAGACGAAAGAAGAAGUACAAAAGGCGAAAGAAAAAUAUGAAGCUGCACUUCAAGAAAUAAAUCAGUAUAAUCCAAAAUAUAUGGAGGAUAUGUCGCAAGUUUUUGAUAAGUGUCAAGAAAUGGAGGCGCAACGACUUCAAUUCUUUAAGGAAGUUCUUUUUGGUAUUCACAAGUGCCUCAAUAUAUCACAGGAUCCAGUGCUUCCACAAAUAUACGAAGAAUUCUAUCAUACUAUUAACAAUGCGGAUCAUGAAAAGGAUCUUAAAUGGUGGUCUAAUAAUCAUGGUGUAAAUAUGGCUAUGAAUUGGCCACAAUUUGAGGACUACACAGAGGAAUUCCGUGACAUCACCAAGGGUUCGAAGUCAAAGGAGGCACUUCCAGCUGGAUCCAUCACUCUCAUCAAUCAGCGACCAGUCGGCGAGGAUCUGCAUGAAUUCCCACCAGUCAAUCAUAAAUCAAAAUCAAAGUCUGCUGGUCGUGUUAUAUCAACAGAUGGACUCCAUGGAGAUAGUAAAACAGAUACUAUUAGUUCGAGCAAACAAUCUUCUGAAAAAAUUAAUCACGAAAGUAGCGGAGUUAAUAGAAGUUCAACAAUCACGAAUGGUACCAAUACAAAGCAGGAGUCAAAUCCAUUUGAGGAAGAAGAAUGGGAUGAAGAUGGUGGUGAACCAUUAGUAGACAGUGGAGAGCCAGGGGUUCCGGUUAAAGCUUUGUAUAAUUACGAAGGAGCAGAAGCUGAUGAACUCAGUUUUAAACAAGGUGAUAUAUUUGAAAAAUUGGAAGACGAAGAUGAACAGGGAUGGUGUAAAGGAAGGAAAGAUGGUAGAGUUGGUCUUUAUCCUGCAAAUUAUGUAGAGUUAUUAUCUCAAUAGUUUAUGCAAAGUUAAAUUUUCUAAGAUUCUUUCUUGGUUACUUAACAAGUAAAAUUAUAAAAAACAAAAUCUAGUUAUUUUGUUGUUUUCUGUUUUUAUUUUUCGAUGAUGCAAUGUCAUCAAAAAAGUUUAUUUUUGUUAGAAAAAGAAACUUACAUUUUUUUCGUGCAUGACACGACGGUUUGCAUAAGCUGAAAAUUUCACAAAAACUGUGAAUACAAAAGCAGUGACGUUGUGUGACUGUUUUUCUGUUUUUAUAUCAAAGAUAGUUCAAUGAAAUGAGUUCUUUAAAAAGAUCUCAGACGAAACAUCUCCAAUUGCAGUUAAUACGUUUUUUUUAGAUAGAUAAGUUAGUAAAAUUCAUUGUUAGUAUUAACAAUUAAAAUGAAUAACAUGUAUGCAAAUCUUAGAUCUUCGAGUAAUGUACAGUCAUUCAUUUUGUAACACACUAUUACUGUUACAAUUAAGAAUCUUUUGGCUGAAGACAAAAAUUUUAUUUAAUUUAUUGUUAUUAAAAAAGUACCUUUGAAACCUUACACUUAUCUAAAUGGUGUCAUUGUACAUAAUAGAAUUAAGAGCUUAGUAAUAUUUGAAGUUAUUAGGUAAAAUGUCACAGUGUAUGCGACAAAGUAUGUUAGGAUACUUUAAAAAUAUACUUAAAUUAAAUAUAUACUAUAAAUAACAAAAAUUCGGGACCCAAGAAUAUUCUUUUGUUAUUCAAAUAUCAUUUAAAAAAAAAAAAAAACAAUGAUUCUAGCAUUGUUCUUAAGAAAAGUAUUGGUCAUUUUUUCUUGCAUAAAUUUAAGCAUUUUAAAUAUCGAACGUUUAACACACUAUCACUUCCAUAUACAUAUAUAAUAUGCUUUGUACAUAUAUAAUGUCUUUUUAUAUAAAAAUAAUAAGACUAGAAUGUUAUUUUCAAAGUAAAUUAAUUUUGUUUCUAAAAUAGAAAUUUUGUAUAUUCCUUAUUAAGAAUAUACACAAUCAUGAAAAUAUAUGUCAUCUUAUUUAUGUUUUCAUCGAAAAGUUGAAACGUAAGCACAAGUGAAGUGAAUUAUAGCAUGUGUGUCCUACAUUGUAAAGUAUAAAUAUAUAAGUUAUUCAACAUUAUAAAGAACACAUUAUUAAAGGACCAAUGUGUUAUGUACACUUAUAAUGCAAUUUUCCUUAAAUCAUUAUUAGAUGUUUAUUUUUGAAAGUUGCAUUGGAAGAUUUUAUAAAGAAAAAAAAAAAAAAACAAUUUUCCUAAAAUAUACGAAAGCCAUGUAUUAUAAUUUAUUAUUAUAAUUACCACAUAACAAUCUUCAAAAUAUUUAAUACAAGUCGAAAACUGAUUUUGACUGAAAUAUGUAUUUUGGUUUCUAAAAAUAUUAUUUUACAUGUAAUAAUCAGAUAUACGACGUAUAUUAACAAAAAUAAAAAUUAAGUAUGAAUA